UUAACCAAAAUACUCUAAGCUUUUUAUGUGAUGUGAAUAACAACCGCCGUGAGAACUUACUCUCCUACUUGAUGUAUUUAAAUACAAUGUGUGCGAAACAUUAGUGUUUGUUUUAAACAGUUUUAGCCAUAUCCUGGUUUUUGUUUAACGAAAUGUUCAAAAAUAUGUUCAAAACGUAAUGAAAAGGCGAAAAUUUAUUCUAUGCCGCUACAAAAACUAACGAGAAAUGUACCGAAAUGGCUGAGUUCCUGCCUCUGUGUGAUGUCCUCUUCAAUGUUAUCUCCCUUGCGGGAUAUUUCUGCGAUGUUGUAUUCGACGUUGUAAUGGGUUACGCAUUGCUUGAACGAGGAUACAAGGGCACCUUCGCGGCUGCCAUAUCAAUAGUCAUCACCUCACUUUUAAUAUCACAGGUUCUCUCUCUUCGUUGGUACCUGCAUGUUUGGUGGGCAAGUGAAGGUAGGAAAGACCGACCUCCUUGGCUUCCCAUCCUAUUGCAUUGCUUGCAACUGGGUGUCCUAUGGAGAUAUGCUCGCCUGCUAGUGCCAGUCGAACUCAGAAGGGUCAAACAUCAGGUCAGGGAUUUGUGUAUGCUGCGGCUAGUCCACGCCUUUUGCGAGGCGGCCCCUAUGCUAUUGCUCCAACUUCACAUCCUGUUCAAAGACACUGCCUACCAGGAUCUUCAGGAGACCGCCAACGAGCUAGGAAUAACUCCAGAACCUAGCAUAGAUGAACCUGCAGCAAACAAGGCAUUCGCAGAAUUAAACGUGAUAUCAGCAUCGUUGUCAUUGUUCUCCGUGUGCUGGGCUUUAGCUAGCUUCAGUAAAAAUGUGCGCCUGCAAAAUGUACACCGACUCGUAUUGACAUGGCUCGGAGUUAUAUUUCAGUUCCUAUGGCGUUUGGGAACGGUAUCGGCACGAAUUUGCGCGCUAACAGUCUACGCUCUAGUCUAUGAAUAUUGGGUAUUCUUAGUUAUAGGUCUCCAUUGGCUAUCGAUGUUUCUGUGGUUGAUAUCGCCAAAGAACGUGUUCCACGGUGAGAGGAUAAGCCGACCGAGGAAGGCCUGUCUCUCGGCCCUCAUAGCGUUCCUCUACGUCUUCGCUUACGUUAAUCUGCAUGAGCACAACCAUAGACAAAAAAUGGUGACGUUCUACAGUGUGAUGUGCAUAGAGAAUACACUGCUGGUGGUGUCGUGGUGGUGGUCAGGGAGAGGCGCGGGCUCUCUGGUGGCGGGAGCCGCGGGAUCCUUCAUCGCUGGGAUCGGAUUCAUGCUCCUCUACUAUAGGUAUUUCCACGUGAGGAGGCUGGGGUACAUGCUGGGUGAGAACCAGCAAGGCACAAACAGCACUAACGCAUCGACGCAAAGCAAAAACGGUAAACCGUCCAGUCCCGGAGACAAUGUGGCGAUACCAGGUGUUUUUAACUGCCGUUUUACCAACCCAGUUAAUAAUAGUGCAGCAAACGGCCGUAAGAAGAAGAAGCCGACGUCGUUCGUGCCUCCCCCCGCGCACCCCCCCGCGGCUCACCCCGCGCCCCUCCCCGCGCACUCCUCUGCCGCCUUCUGGAGACGCCCGCUGGCCGGCGCACAUCCACAUCACGGAGGCUCGUCGGAGAACGAGGGAUCAAGCGUCGGAUCCCGCGUCAACAUACAGCAAAAGUUACAGGAGAAGAAACAAAAGCAGCUCGCCGAACUGCGCGUCAUAGAGGAGGAGAUCAAACAGGGCAAGCUCGCCAAGACGACGCCCGUCGCCGCCGAGGAGAUCUACAGCAGCCUCCAGAGGCAACCGAUACCGAGGGCGAAGACGCACGCCGAGCCCCCGCCCUGGCCCUCCAUAGAACUCACGCACUCCUACCAGAACUACCCGGUGCUGCCUCACAACUGCGGCCUCUACCCUGCCUACACGGAUAAACAAGACUUCGGCGCACAGAACAAUGAGGACGCGAACGAUCUAAAGAUGAGGAGGAUACAGAAUCGAUACGAAAACAGAACGUUCUAUGAGAGUCCGGCCGGUGCCAGGAGCGAGGGCAGACCGCCGCUGCGUUCACCGAACUAUAUCGACAACAGGACCUACGACAGCAACUGCGCCAGUCCCAGGACCCUCAAUAGUCCCGGGAACUACAUAGCCGACGUCGCCAGUACUAACUACGACGCCAUAGACAAAACUCGAAACGGCCUGUACAGCGAGGAGCAUAGACAAUUAGGAGAAUAUUCCGGUUACUGCGAAAACAAUCAGUACAAGUACGAAGGGAAGGACGAGUACGCGUCCGCCUUGCAUAACGCUUUAUCGAACGUCCAGACCAUAGAUAAUAUGCGGAGUUAUAACGAGAGCGGUGCGCAGUAUGGCCAGAACUGUGAAAGGUUCGUGUAUUCAGGGUUGCCCGGAAAGAAAAUGGAACAGAUCAGGAAAAUGCAGAGGUGCAGGACUCCUGAGAUAUUGUUGGCGCCCCAUUAUUUGGAGGGCUGCAAUAGACAAGUGUGCUGUCAAUGGGGACCCCCGUAUGGUAACAGGAAGAAAGAGGACGGCGCUCCGGCCAGUAGCGGGGAGGAGUCCAGUCCCGACGGACAGAACCGGGAGACGCCGCGGCCGCCCAGCGACAUCGACAGCCAGAUAUCUUUACCACGAUCGUAUACCUUGCCGAGGGAGUUCCGUUACUGGCGCAGAAGGCCCCGCCUCAGGGACGCGCACGUGCCCAGCAACAACAGCAGUGACGGAGACGUGGACAGCGCAGAUAACGACAGCGAUCGUCGUUCGAAUUGUUCGGCGACUUCACAGAUCCAAAGUCCAACUUACGGUGAGGCGUACCAGUACCAACCCCGCCCGGACCUGUACGGGGCAUGUCCGCCCCGUACCAGACGGACGCACGGAUACAGGAAACAAGUGCCUAAACCAGAGACAAAGUUAUAGUUGACACUUCUAGUAUAUAUCACAAUCAGUCAUUGUUUAAAAAAAUAAGCUUAAUAUAGUCUUUAUUACCUUGUCCACAAACUGUUAGAUACAUUUAAAAAAAAAAAGGUUAUUUUCUUGUAUUUAUUUUCGUAAUACAAGUCGCUUCCAGUACAUUUAUUGAGACAUGUUAUCGAAGUCUGCCAGUACUUAAAGUACGAGGGGAAUCAAGUAAGAACAACCGAUAACAAUAAUUGACGUAUACUUUUUUUAAAUUGUAAAUAAACUUAACCAUCCAAAUUGGAUCUCUCAAAACCUUUCUAGUUGUAAUUAUCUUUAUUAACGAAAUGCCAUGUAAGUAUACUAAACAUUAUUUUAUAUAAUUGUAUAUUUGUACCUUUGUACGAUACUGUAUAUUGAACAACUAAUAAAUGACAAUGAAAU
This is a messenger RNA of Bombyx mandarina (wild silkworm), 3326 nucleotides long. RefSeq lists its product as uncharacterized. Lineage: Eukaryota; Metazoa; Arthropoda; Insecta; Lepidoptera; Bombycidae. The record is from RefSeq and is a predicted model, not a curated record. Gene Ontology annotation, cellular component: membrane.